GCAGGCUCUUUUAGGAAAUGCUACUGAAGCUAUGAGGGAGUCAAGGGUGCAUGAUAUUCUGAAUGCGAUGACAGCAUUGUCAUAUAAGAAGUUGGACUUUGAAGAGUUUUGUGCUGCUGCAAUCAGCACAUAUCAAUUGGAGGCUCUCGAGGAAUGGGAGCAGAUUGCAGCCGUGGCAUUCCAGCAUUUUGAGCAAGAGGGAAAUCGGCAUGUUUCCGUAGAGGAAUUGGCUAGGGUGGGUAUCUUUAUAUUACCAUAGCUGUUAGUAUUCAACAAA
This is a messenger RNA of Solanum tuberosum (potato), 277 nucleotides long. Its product is annotated as CDPK-related kinase 4-like. The record is from RefSeq and is a predicted model, not a curated record. NCBI's taxonomy places the organism in Eukaryota, Viridiplantae, Streptophyta, Magnoliopsida, Solanales, Solanaceae. The transcript is spliced from 2 exons. Bases 32 to 259 code for a protein of 75 amino acids.